UGGCUCUCCCUUUAUUAAGCUUCUUGGGAUGGAUUUGAGUGUGGGAUUGUGAUGGAGUGGUUGGGCUGUUACUAGAUCGAUAUCUCUGGCGGCAAAUCCAAUUUAAAAUAAUGGCCCUGCAGGAGUGCGACAAAUGAACAAGAUUUAGGUUCAUGAAACUUUUAAUUCUUAUUGGCACACAAGAAAUAUAUGCUGGUUGAGGGGACGAAUUCCAGUGAUCAACUUAAUCGAGCAAUUAGGACAGUGGCGAUACAGGAAACCAAGCAUGAUGGUGGAGAAGGGAGCCUUCGAUCAGGGGAAGGGCAAAGAAAGAUGCGUACUGGUGGGGCUGCAGAUGGAUGCCAAUGGCAAGGAGUUGCUCAACUGGGCUAUGAGCAGAGUAGCAGAGCAAGGCGACCGUGUCAUGGCCGUCCAUGUCUGCCGCGAUUCAGACCUCAAGAACACCACCACCCUUUCUCUGAUCAGGCAGUUGGAUGGGUAUCUCGCAGCAUACGAUGGCUUCUGUGAGCUUAAGCAAGUUGUUUUAGUGGGUCGGGUGUCAAGGGGGAACUCGAUUCGUAAGGUCAUGGUGAAGGAAGCCAAGCUCUGUGAUGCCAUGAAAGUUGUGGUCGGAGUAAACCAGCACUGCGCUUUGGUGGGAUCAGCUUCACUAGCUAAGUAUUGUGCCAAGAAGCUCCCUCCAACCACUGCUGUAAUUGCAAUACAAGACGGAAAGAUCGUCUUCGAAAGGGAAGUCGCUAAACCAUCUCAAGGAGAAGAACCAAGAACCUUGCAUCCAAGCACCGUCAUAAAACACAAAGCAAUUAGCCCAAGUUCUACGAAGACGGCAGAUGUCGGAACCACAGUCCUAGCGCAGAAGAAGACGGCAGAAGCAAGGCUGGGCUGGCCCUUGCUGGGGAGAGGAGUACCAAAGCACCUGGAAGCAUCGAGGGAAGAAGUUUCAAGGAAGAUGUCUGUCGUCCAAUGGGUCAUGAACCUUCCGAAUAGAUCUCUGUCAUUCACCACGCUGCAGCUGGAUCUAAUUCAGGAGCUGAAGACCAUCCUCGGCCACACCAACUCCAAUUGCAGAUGGUUUCAAUACGAUGAACUUCGUAGUUCAACCAAUCAGUUCUGUUCAGGAAAUGUGAUCGGGAACGGAGGGAGCAGCCGAGUCUACAGCGGAUGCCUUCCAAAUGGCCGGCAUGUAGCCAUAAAAUCGUCGAAGCUUUCCGAAGAAGCAUCAAGGGAUUUCCUUUCGGAGUUUAACAUCAUCACUAAGCUGGAUCAUAAGCUCAUCGUUCCACUGAUCGGCAUCUGUGUUGAGGACAACACUCUUCUUUCGGUUUACAAUUACUUCCCCACCGGAAGUUUAGAGGAAAACCUCCAUGGAAAGGAUGCUAAUUCUGCACUCCCUUGGGACCUGAGAUAUAAGGUGGCAACUGGGGUUGCUGAGGCUCUCAGCUACCUGCACAAUGGCUGUUCCAACCCAGUGGUAAUUCACAGAGAUGUGAAGUCCUCCAACAUUCUGCUCACUGAUGAAUUCGAGCCUCAGUUAUCUGAUUUUGGCUUAGCUAUCUGGGCACCGACAACUUCAACCUGCCUGACACACGACGAUGUCGUCGGGACGUUUGGAUACCUUGCUCCAGAGUACUUCAUGUAUGGGAAGGUCAGCGACAAGAUCGAUGUCUUUGCUUUCGGUGUCGUUCUGCUUGAGCUGUUAACAGGAAGAAGACCAAUCAGUGACGACAACCCUAAAGGCCAAGAAAGCUUGGUGAUGUGGGCGACACCGAUACUAGAGAGAGGGGAUUUCAUGGAACUGUUGGAUCCCAAUGUAAAGGAGAACUAUGAUGAGGUCCAAAUGAGAAGAAUCGCUUUAGCUGCAUCUCUUUGCACCACGAGGAGAGCGUGCCUUCGACCUCGGAUGAGGGAGAUACUGAGCCUUCUGCAAGGGGAAGAGGAAAUCGAGGCAUGGAUAGGCUGCCACAUCGAUGCUACCUCGAACAGGUUGGAUUGCCAAGAUGAUGAAGCUUUUCCAUCUUCGAGCGUCGGGUCGCAUAUCGGCAUGGCAUUGCUUGAUGUUGAUGAAGAUGAUGCAUCACUCAGCAGCUUUGACCAGAGCAACCUUGGUUCUCUGGAAGAGUACCUGAGAGAUCGGUGGAGCCGUUCCUCAAGCUUUGAUUAGCCAACUCUUUCAUUUUACUUUCUUUCAAUUUGUAUUCGAGUGGUUUAUGAAAUUGACUGCACAGUGCCAAAGCCAUUAAGAAUGGUGGCAGUUUU
Messenger RNA from Musa acuminata AAA Group (dessert banana), 2256 nucleotides. RefSeq names its product protein kinase STUNTED-like. Bases 266 to 2161 code for a protein of 631 amino acids. Gene Ontology annotation, molecular function: ATP binding; protein kinase activity. NCBI's taxonomy places the organism in Eukaryota, Viridiplantae, Streptophyta, Magnoliopsida, Zingiberales, Musaceae. The record is from RefSeq and is a predicted model, not a curated record. The transcript is spliced from 12 exons. Gene Ontology annotation, biological process: protein phosphorylation.